AUGCCACCACGAAUGCCGUCUCUCCGCUGCCUCCGAACCACACCCCCCCACCCUCUAGCUCUUCAACCUCCGCGAAGAACCUAUGCCUCCAAGAGCGAACCGCUGACGCUCUCCUACGACCUCCACGAACCCCCAAGACCCUCCUCGGAUGCUCCGCGGGCCAUUAUAUUCAUGCACGGCCUCUUCGGGUCCAAGAAGAACAACAGGAGCAUCAGUAAAGCCCUAGCCCGAGACCUAGGACGGCCAAUCUACGCUGUGGACCUCCGCAACCACGGCGACUCCCCCCACCACCCGCACCACGACUACCUCUCCAUGGCCGCCGACGUCGCCCACUUCAUGGCCGCGCACUCCCUCACCAAGCCGACGCUGAUCGGCCACUCGAUGGGCGCCAAGACAGCCAUGGCCCUCGCCCUGCGCGCCCCGGCGCUCGUCCACGACUUCGUGGCCGUCGACAACGCGCCCGUCGACGUCGCGCUGCAGUCCGCCUUCGCGGCCUACGUCCGCGCCAUGCAGAAGGUCGAGGCCGCGGACGUGACCCGCCAGGCCGACGCCGACGCCAUCCUCAGCGCCGUCGAGCCCUCGCUCCCCGUGCGCCAGUUCCUGCUGGGGAACCUGUACCAGCCCCCGGAGCUGCCGUACCGGAGGUUCAAAGUGCCGCUGCAGAUCUUGGGGGCUGCGUUGGGCAAUCUGGGCGAUUUCCCGUUCAAGGAUCCUGGCGAGGCGAGGUUUGAGGGGGAUGCGCUGUUUGUGAGGGGCACGAGGAGCAAGUAUGUCAGUGAUGAGGCCUUACCGCUCAUUGGCGCUUUCUUUCCGCGGUUCAGGGUCGUGGAUGUGGAUUGUGGCCAUUGGGUUAUCUCGGAGAAGCCGGAGGAGUUUAGACGAGCUGUGGUGGAGUUCUUGACGCCAAAAGAAUAG
Molecule: messenger RNA, 915 nt
Organism: Drepanopeziza brunnea f. sp. 'multigermtubi' MB_m1
Lineage: Eukaryota; Fungi; Ascomycota; Leotiomycetes; Helotiales; Drepanopezizaceae
Cellular component (GO): mitochondrion
Molecular function (GO): carboxylic ester hydrolase activity
Source: RefSeq, a predicted model, not a curated record